CCCCGGGGCCCACCAUGUAUACUUCCGAAGCGAUGGGACCUGAAGAGAGCGCCUCGGGGCGCCCCGGGCGCAGCGCCCCCGCAAAGAAUCAACCCAAACGCUCAACGCCAUCCGUACGCUCGGUGCACCCAGCACCCAAAGCGAAACCCGCAGUCCCCAAGAAGGCCCCCGACCAGAAGCCAAGCGAACAGCCGGCCCCCAGCGAGUGGGAGAAGGCGGCGAUCCAAAAGCGCGCGGAGGGCCGGACCAAGGUCCCACCCAGGUUCAGGGACAGCAUCAAGCGUUUUUUCUUCUCACCCACCGGAGCGUUGAAGAUCGUGCGGCUGGAUCUUAUCAACAGUUUCAUUACAACUGUGUUCCUUUUAGCAGUCGCCAUCUUGACAAUGCAAGAAAAGGAAAGGAGGUAUCUAUUCUAUGUCGGAGGGUCCCUGUGUCUCUCGGCGGCAAUCGUGUGCCUCGUGGACGCGACCCUGGUCACCAAGAUGGUGAGGCAGGCCAUGAAAAAGGCCCUGGGCUUGGAAGGCCAAACCACACCCUCUCCCGCGGAGACGGAGACGGCGGAGAAGGCGGCGACGGCGACAGCGACGGCAACAGCGACAGCGACAGUGACAGCGACAGGGACGGCGGCGGCCGGGGAAGAACCCACCCAGCAGCCCACCCCCCAACCUGACAAGACGCUCAGCCCUGCAGCCUCCACCGUGGGGCCCUCGCCGGCCAAAGAGGUAAAAAAGUAA
Molecule: messenger RNA, 734 nt
Organism: Myotis davidii
Lineage: Eukaryota; Metazoa; Chordata; Mammalia; Chiroptera; Vespertilionidae
Exons: 3
Coding region: 15-734 (239 amino acids)
Source: RefSeq, a predicted model, not a curated record